GGAGGGAAGAUUUUCUUACACUUUUGGAUUCUUUCCAAGUCGGUGACACUGUGAAUUUUCAACUUUGUCGUGGCUAUGCAAUGCAAGAGACAAUGGACAGUCGAAUUUAUAUAGUUCGAGGGAGGGAUCCUACAAAUCUUUUUUCAUCGGCCACCCGUGGCGGUGCUUGGCACUAUUUGUUGGUUGAUAAAGAUAAGAAAGAAGCUUUUCUUGAAAAUAUCGAGACGGGAAAUUUGGAUGUGGCAGAUUAUGGAAAAAUUUUGUGUUCAGGGUGGGGGGAAUAUCCUCCACAAGACAUUAAAGUUAAAAUGAAUGAAGAAUAUGGGACGAAGAUAGAAAUUCAUAGCCACUCAUAA
Messenger RNA from Meloidogyne enterolobii, 356 nucleotides. The record is from the annotation of a GenBank genome assembly. Lineage: Eukaryota; Metazoa; Nematoda; Chromadorea; Rhabditida; Meloidogynidae.